AUGGCGUUGUUUGAACAAAACGAAGAAUUAUUAAAUCUUUUUGAAAAAUUUCGUGAAUUGAAAACAAAAGAGCAACAAGCGAGCAGCAUGGAAUUACAGGAGCACGCAAUGAACGUUAUGAAAACGGUUGACGAAGCCAUUCGAGAACUCGAUAAUUUGGAUGGAUUUUUCAUUUACCUUCAUCAAGUUGGAUCCUCGCAUAGGAAAAUUCCAGGAUUUAAACCAGAUUAUUUUUUGAAAAUAGAACAACCUUUUCUUCAAGCUGUCAAAGAUACGCUAGGAGACAGAUAUACGGAAAACGUUGAAAGAAUUUACAACAUAACAAUUAAAUUAAUAAUAACGACGCUUAUGGAAGGUUACACGGACUAUGGAAAAUCGUGA
Messenger RNA from Pediculus humanus corporis (human body louse), 381 nucleotides. RefSeq names its product Neuroglobin, putative. Gene Ontology annotation, molecular function: oxygen binding; heme binding. NCBI's taxonomy places the organism in Eukaryota, Metazoa, Arthropoda, Insecta, Psocodea, Pediculidae. Bases 1 to 381 code for a protein of 126 amino acids. The transcript has 3 exons. The record is from RefSeq and is a predicted model, not a curated record.